Cyanistes caeruleus (blue tit) is the source of this 2378-nucleotide messenger RNA. NCBI's taxonomy places the organism in Eukaryota, Metazoa, Chordata, Aves, Passeriformes, Paridae. The record is from RefSeq and is a predicted model, not a curated record.
AUGGAAUUCCAGCUGAAGGUUUUGUCCGUGUCCCACGCCCGGGGCUGCCGGGAGAGCCGCGAGUCCCCCCGAGCCCUGGAGCGCUUCGGGGAUGGAAUUGCGGGCGCACGGGAGCAGCGGCCGAUCAGCUCCUCCAGGGAUGGGAUCUCGGAUUUGGGAAUUCCGGGGAUCCCAAGGAUCUCUUCCCAACCUCAAUCACCAUCCCGGACUUCCCGAGGGAGCCCGAAAUCCACGGAUCCCAUCCCAAAAAAAACAAAACCCCAUCACGGAACAGCGGGAAAACUCGGAUCCAACCAUCCCAAAAAAAUUCCGCUCCGGGAAUUUUUCCCUCCUCCGGACCCGCAUUUUUCCAACAUUCCCGUUUUUCCAGGCCCUCGGGAAAAGAUCGUCUACGUGCCCUGCAUCUACAGGAACACCGGGAAGGAAAUUCCCGAUUUUCUGGCCACGGUGGACGUGGAUCCCGAAUCCCCCUCCUACAGCCAGGUUAUCCACCGGCUGCCCAUGCCCAACGUGGGGGACGAGCUGCACCACUCGGGCUGGAACGCCUGCAGCAGCUGCCACGGGGAUCCCGGCAAAUCCCGGGAUUUCCUCAUCCUGCCCGCCCUCGUCUCAUCCCGAAUCUACGUCGUGGACGUGGCCAGCCAGCCCCGAGCUCCCCGCAUCCACAAGGUGGUGAAUCCCGAGGACGUGUUCUGGAAGUGCGGCCUGGGCUACCCGCACACCUCGCACUGCCUGGGCAGCGGGGAGGUGAUGAUCAGCGCCUUGGGAGACCCGGCCGGGAACGGGAAAGGCGGAUUUAUCCUGCUGGACGCCGAGAGCUUCGAGGUGAAGGGGACGUGGGAGGAGGGGGACGAGGUUCCCCCCAUGGGCUACGACUUCUGGUACCAGCCCCGGCACAACGUCCUCAUCAGCACCGAGUGGGGCGCGCCCAAAUUCCUGGGAUACGGAUUCGAUCCCAGCGACCUCGGGAAGGGGCGUUACGGGCGCCGGCUGAACGUGUGGGACUGGAGCAGCCACAGGUACAUCCAGGCCAUCGACGUGGGCGAGGAUUCGGCUCCGCUGGAAAUCCGAUUCCUCCACGAUCCCGACGCUUCCCAAGGAUUCGUGGGCUGCACCAUCAGCAGCGCCGUCCAUCGCUUCUACAAGACCCAGGACGGAGCCUGGGCGGCGCAGAAGGUGAUCCAGGUGCCCAGCAAGAAGGUGGAGGGCUGGCUCCUGCCGGAGAUGCCAGGAUUCAUCACGGAUAUCCUGAUUUCCCUGGACGACCGCUUCCUGUAUUUCAGCAAUUGGCUGCACGGCGACGUGCGCCAGUACGACAUCUCCGACCCCAAAAAUCCCAGACUGGUGGGGCAGGUGAGGAUUCCCGCCGGAAUUCCGUCGGUUUUUCCAUGGUUUUGGGGUUUUUUUUCCCUGGGAUCGGCCAAGGCGGGGGUUGUCCUGCAGGUGUUUGUGGGCGGCAGCGUCGCCAAGGGAGGGCCGGUGAGGGUGUGCGAGGAUGAGGAGCUGCAGAGCCAACCGGAGCCCUUCGUCAUCCAGGGCAGGAAGGUGCCGGGGGGGCCGCAGAUGCUGCAGCUGAGCCUGGACGGGCGGCGGCUCUACGUGAGCACCUCCCUGUACAGCGCCUGGGACCGGCUCUUCUACCCCGAGCUGCUCAGGUCAGGGCCCACAUCACCUCCCCUCUCUCCCGCGCCCCGUGGGGACGCGCUGGGGACGCGCUGGGGACGCGCUGGCAGCAGCAGCAGCAGCAGCAGCAGCAGCAGCAGCAGCUCCUCGCUGGAGCUGAGCGCGCUGGGCACGGCCGAGCACAUGCACGCCUGCAGCUGGAUCCGCAACCACCUGGAGGAGCACACGGACACCUGCCUGCCCAAACAGGACGUCUACGACGCCUACAAGCGUUACUGUGACAACCUCGGCUGCCGCCCCCUGAGCACGGCCAAUUUCGGCAAAAUCAUCCGGGAAAUCUUCCCAAACAUCAAAGCCCGGCGCCUGGGAGGCCGAGGACAAUCCAAGUACUGCUACGGGGGGAUCCGGAGGAAGACAGUGGUGAGCCUUCCUCCCCUGCCCAGCCUGGACCUGAAAGCCACCGAGACCGCGGAGCUGGCGGAGCUGGUACCCUCGUACAGCUCGGAGGUGACAGAGGCCGCCUGUGCCCUGACGUGUGACUGGGCUGAGAAGAUCCUCAAGCGCUCCUUCAACAACAUCGUGGAGGUGGCGCAGUUCCUGCUGCAGCAGCACAUCAUCAGCUCCCGCUCCGCGCACGCCGACCUCCUCAUGGCCAUGGUGGUGGCAGGUCAGCACCCUGGGGACACUGACAGCACCCUGGGGACACUGACACAUCACUGGGGACACUGACACCCCCUGGGGACACUGACACCUCA